AUGGCCCGUGACCGUUCUCCCGGUCCCCGUCGAGGUCCUCCUCCCCCGCCUCCAAACCCCCAUUACAUCCAGACCGUCACCAGGGACGUCCGUGACACGCGGCCCACGGGCUACUACAACCCCGGGCCCAGCUACCUCCAGCCUGAGCGCACCGUCGUCACCACCCGCUCCAGGUCGCGGGAGCGACGGUCCACCCCGCCCCAGGGCCCCCCCGCCCAGGUCGCUCCCGUGGUGAUCCACAAUAUCCAAAACCGCUUCGAGCAUUCUGACUCGGAAUACUCGUCAGAUGAGUCGUCGCAUGUGUCCAGGCAUCGUCAUGGCCACGGCCACGGCCAUCGCUCGCAUAGCAGGGUCCAUAGCCGCCGCUCGUCAAGUUCGCACAGCUACAUUGACGAUGCCAAGGAUAAGUGGGAGCUGGAGAGGACACGCGAGCAGCUGAAAAACCUGCAGCUCACGCGCCAAAAGCAAGACGAGCAGGCAGCCGCCGACAGGUACUACAAGGAGGAGGUUGAACUGGUCCGUGCCCGGACUGAGCUGGGCCACUACCGUCAGGAGGAGGAGAUCCGCAAGCUUGACGAGAAGUACAAGGCGGACUCCGAGGCGCGGCAAGCCAAGGAAGAACUUUCCCGGAUUAGGCGCCAAAAUGAAGAGGAUAAAAGCGAGAAGCAACGCAGGGAGGAGGAAGACCUCCGCCGUGCCAAGGCCGAGCUGGAACGUCGCAAGCGCCAUGACGAGGAUGAAAGACUAGAGCGAGAGUACAAGGAGGAGGAACAGCUCCGCCGUGCCAAAGCUGAGUUGGAGGCGAUCCGUAAGGCCGAAGACAAGAAGCAUGAGGAGGAACGGAUCCGACGCGAAAUAGAGCUGAAGAAACUUGAGGAGGACAAGAAGCGACGGGAGGAGGAGGAGCGCAAGAAGAAGGAGGCCGAAGAUGCCAUUGCCGCAUACAAGGCCAAGGAGCUCGAGCGCCAGGAGAAGGAGAAGAAGGAGAAGGAGGCAGCCGACAAGGAAUACCAGCGCCGCCUCCAGGAGCACCUGAUCAAGUCUGGCCUUGACGAGAAGGAGAUCGCUGCCAUCCUCGAGAACAAGAAAAUCAAGAGGAAGAAGGAGGAGGAGGAGGAGGAGGAGAGGGGCAAAUCGGUUGCCCGCCCAACCUACACGCGCAUGUCGCUGCGACACUUGGACAUCGAGACGUUGCAUUUCUACAAGCUCGACUGGGAGUACGAUGCUGAGCCGGGUUACAUCCUGAUUAAGCGCUGGGUUCCCGAGCAGGAGCAAGCCAUGCUGUGGGAGCAUACGCGCCGGAUCCGCGUCGUCACGCAGAAGCGUGAGAAAGAUGUUGUCCUCAAGAUCAAGGACAAGAGCAGCGACGAUGACAAGUACGAAUGGGUGCGCAAGACCAGCCACAGCCGCCGCCGUAGCAAGUCGCCUGGUCUUCUGAUGUAUCUUGCGGGCGCCCGUCCGGCAUGA
Messenger RNA from Lasiosphaeria miniovina, 1467 nucleotides. RefSeq lists its product as uncharacterized. The record is from RefSeq and is a predicted model, not a curated record. Bases 1 to 1467 code for a protein of 488 amino acids. The transcript has 2 exons. NCBI's taxonomy places the organism in Eukaryota, Fungi, Ascomycota, Sordariomycetes, Sordariales, Lasiosphaeriaceae.